AUGGACCGGGACCAGGAGUCCAGCAUCAGGACCAGAGCGGGAUCUUCCUCUGGUCUGCAGAAACAUAAAUGCAAAGAGAGACACACAAGUUAUCGUUGUGAUCCCUGCAAGAAAGUCCUCACCACUUCAUCAGGUCUGAGAAAACAUAAGAUGAUUCACACUGGAGAUAAACCGUUCAGUUGUGAUCAGUGUGGAGCAGCUUUUACCAGAAAAUAUCAUCUAAAGAUUCACCAACGUGUUCACACUGGAGAAAAACCUUUCAGUUGUGAUCAGUGUGGAGCAGCUUUUACCCAACAAAGUAAUCUAAAGAUUCACCAACGUAUUCACACUGGAGGAAAACUGUUCACUUGUGAUCAGUGUGGAGCAGCUUUUACCACAUCAAGUGAUCUAAGGACUCACCAACGUGUUCACACUGGAGAUAAACCAUUCACUUGUGAUCAGUGUGGAGCAGCUUUUACCCAACAAAGCCAUCUAAGGACUCACCAACAUAUUCACACUGGAGAAAAACCGUUUAGGUGUGAUCAGUGUGGGGCAGCCUUUACCACAUCAAGUCAGCUAAAGAUUCACCAACAUAUUCACACUGGAGAUAAACCAUUCACUUGUGAUCAGUGUGGAGCAGCUUUUACCACAUCAGGUAAUCUAAGGACUCACCAACGUAUUCACACUGGAGAUAAACCGUUCACUUGUGAUCAGUGUGGAGCAGCUUUUACCCAACAAAGCCAUCUAAGGACUCACCAACAUAUUCACACUGGAGAAAAACCGUUUAGGUGUGAUCAGUGUGGGGCAGCCUUUACCACAUCAAGUCAGCUAAAGAUUCACCAACAUAUUCACACUGGAGAUAAACCGUUCAGAUGUGAUCAGUGUGGAGCAUCUUUUACACAACAAAGUAAUCUAAGGACUCACCAACGUAUUCACACUGGAGAUAAACCAUUCAGAUGUGAUCAGUGUGGAGCAGCUUUUACCACAUCAAGUUAUCUAAGGACUCACCAACGUAUUCACACUGGAGAAAAACCGUUCACUUGUGAUCAGUGUGGAGCAGCUUUUACCCAACAAAGCCAUCUAAGGACUCACCAACAUAUUCACACUGGAGAAAAACCGUUUAGGUGUGAUCAGUGUGGAGCAGCUUUUACCAGACAAGAUCAUCUAAGGAUUCACCAACGUAUUCACACUGGAGAUAAACCGUUCAUUUGUGAUCAGUGUGGAGCAGCUUUUACCAGACGAGAUUGUCUAAGGACUCACCAACGUAUUCACACUGGAGAAAAACCAUUUAGGUGUGAUCAGUGUGGAGCAGCUUUUACCACAUCAGGUAAUCUAAUGACUCACCAACGUAUUCACACUGGAGAAAAACCGUUUAGAUGUGAUCAGUGUGGAGCAGCUUUUACCACAUCAAGUUAUCUAAAGAAGCACCAACGUACUCACACGAGUGAUAAACUCUAAAGAUUUGAUCAGUAUGAAGUGUGGAAUUGCAAAAAACACCUCAGCACAGCAAAAAGAAAAAAAAAAGUAAUCAGUAAAAAAAUAAUCAGACAACGUCAUACCUAAAACUUGAAAGACUAACAUAUGA
Cololabis saira (Pacific saury) is the source of this 1564-nucleotide messenger RNA. Its product is annotated as zinc finger protein 665-like. The transcript has 2 exons. Gene Ontology annotation, biological process: regulation of transcription by RNA polymerase II. The coding region runs from base 1 to 1437 and encodes 478 amino acids. Gene Ontology annotation, molecular function: RNA polymerase II cis-regulatory region sequence-specific DNA binding; DNA-binding transcription factor activity. The record is from RefSeq and is a predicted model, not a curated record. NCBI's taxonomy places the organism in Eukaryota, Metazoa, Chordata, Actinopteri, Beloniformes, Belonidae.